UUCUGGGCAGUUUUGGAGUAUCCAUUAUUUUGGCAAUUUCAAAAUGAUAUUUUAUUCGGGACAAUGUUAAAAUGUCAUUUUUUAUGGGCAAUUUUAGAGAGUCAGAUUUUUUUUCCCCCGGAGAUCAUGUAAAUCCCCGGAGGAAACCCACAGGGAGCACAUGGAAAAGGGAGAACAAGGAAAUUAGUCACUUAUUUUACACAUGAUUUAGUAAUAAAUUAUUUGAAACAACAAAAAAAAUCUGAGGAGCCACUUGGGAGCUGAAGGAGUCGGUUCUUUUUAGCGAGCCGAGUCAUAAAAAGAGCCGGAAUGCUCAUCAGCUAGAUCCAGGCCGCUGCGGGGCGGUAGAUCAGUGCAGUAGAGUGUGUGAGCUGCAGUGUGGAAGUGUGGAGGUGCUGUUAAAUAGAAGUAGCUGUAUUAUACCUAAAAUACUCAAUAACCUAAUAAACGCCCUGUCCCACAAUGUCUUCCUCAGCUUCACCAGACUGCCAGCCUACAGAGCUGAUAUCUGAGUUUACUGUAGGAGAUGCUGAAGCUCCGGGUAUCAGAGACACACUGAGGCUGUUCCUGAACAAGCUGACUGAGAGCAGCAGGACCACAGUAAAGAGAAGUAUGGAGCGCUCUCUGGAAGAAGCUGGCCAGUUGCUGAGGAAGAUCCCAGCACCUCUGCUCCAGUCUCUGCAGCCCCAGCAGCACCACAGCUUAGUCCAGCUUCUCCUGGCUCUGCAGAUGGAGGCACCAUCCUCAUCAUCAACCUGUAGAAAAAUAGACCAGAUGCUGCAACAUUUGGCUCAGGCCAACCAGACUAUAAUUUACGAUGAGGUCCAAAAAUGUCUUCACAAAGUUCUCUACCAAGAACAGGUUUUGUCAUUGAAAGAUCUGCAGAUUGUGUGUAUGUUCUUGGAGGACAGCUCAACUGGACGAGAAGUUUUGAGGCAGGCCUGUACAGCACUGCUGAGUAAAAUCACACAGUUAUUACCUGCUGUUAUGAAGGAGGAAGCUGCAAGAAAUGGAGCUCUGUGUUAUCAGACUGUAAAGGUCUGCCUGCAGGUGUUCCAGCUGCUGCCCGAUCAGAUCAGCCCCCUGGUGUUUGGGGAUCAGACUGAUGAGCUGCAUAUGAGGAAGAUUCUGGAGUUUCUCAUGGAUGUUAUUUUGGGGGAGACUUCCAACAGGGACACCCGCCUGCUGGCAGGAACCGCAGUUGCCAUGCUGAUCUCCACAGCAACAGACAGUGAGAGUGGAGGCUCAUCUGCCUGGAGUCUGCUGCAGGUUACCAGCAGGGAUCAGUGGAGUUUAACAGUGGGUGGCCUGCAGCUAGACUGUUGUUCCAGAGUAUCUGAUGGCGUGGACAGACUGGCCGUAGCCAGAGGUCUGCUGACCUGCUGCAGGAAGGAGAUCCUCACCAGUCGGCCGAAGAACAAUGGGGUGUGUCUCCUCCUGGAUGGAUUAUUUCCUCUUAUCUCCGCUUUGCACAGGGAGAAAUUGGACUGUCAGUACCAUGUGUUCCAAGUUUUCACUCUGUGGCUGAGAAGUGUGAAAGAAUGUCUCUCAAAGAUUUGGGAGGUAAAUGGAGCUCCUUUACUUGGUGAAGGCUCAACCCUGCGACACACACUCACACAGAUGAUUUGGAACAGUGCGGAGAGCCCGCUAGAGGGCGUAUCUGAGGCAGUGCGUGGAGCUGUCUGUCUGUAUCUGGAUAUCUAUGAGCUGGACUGUCAGCAUGCUGGAGACUCUGAGAAACAGCUUUAUAUGGAGUUACUGCACAGAAUCUCAGAGCUGCCCUGCGAAUCUAAAGCCAAAUACUCACCUCUCAGUGCUCUUCUUCCAUAUAUAGGAACAGACAAGGUUCUGGAACAAUAUCCCGCUCUACCUUCUCACAUCCUCAAGUGCCUCUCCACCAAUCAUCUCACACCUUGUGCCUCUGAAAUCUACAAAUCCCUCCUUCAGGAACAAAGACGAGAGCUUACCAUUGGUCCAGCAAAAGACGUCUUGCCCACUGAGCUACACCUGGCCAAUCGGUGGGCUCAGCGAUGGCAGCCCACCGUCCUGAAGGCCCUGACCUCUGAGGUGACUCUCCUGCAGAACAACGCCUCCAGCUACCUGCUGCCCUGCACACUGCGCUGUUUCCCUGGAGCUUUCCACACCCUGCUGCCUGCCCUGGACCCCGCUGUCCGGGGACACCUCAGAGCCUGGACCUGCAUCAUGAGCGCCCAGCGGACAACCGGUGGCCGUUCUCCCUGGUUUCAGGAGAGCGGUGUUAAUAUGGAGACUCUGCAUCUCGCCCUGUCCUCUCUGGACGACAGUGUUCGACUGGCAGCGCUCAGUCUUCUCUGCUGCAGCCCAAAAACUAAAGAAGCUCCAUCACUGGCUGAAUACUCUGCCAUGAGGACGUUCCUGCCUCUGAAUCUGAACAGCGAGUCGUCUCCGUUCCGCCAGCACCUCCAGGCAGGGAUCAGGAAGUUCCUGGUGCGCAUUCGAGACAGCUGUUUGGCGAACCUGAAGGGUCAAAAGAGCAAGAAAGGGCUGAUUGAGGACCAGGAGAGGGAGCUUGAACAAGGAGUAGACUUCGUUGAGUGGCUGGCCCAGCUUCCUCUGUACUUUUUAGUUCCUGGUAACAGUUUCCAAAGGAAGAAGACGGCUCUGCUGCUGCUGAAUGCUGUUCUAGAGACCUGCUCAGACAGCUGGAGUCCAGACAGGAAGAAGGGCCAACCACCAGCGAACAUGGCUGCUCUAAUAAGCUGGGCAAAGGAAAGGGGACAAUGGGAUUUCUUCUCCCGUUCAAGACAGUUGGUCCUGAUUGGCUGUUUGGAGGAUGCAACUAAUGAGAUCCGUGAGCAGGCCGCUGAGCUGCUGGUGAGGUUCUUUCCCUGCUCUCUGCAGCCUGACGUGGUCACUGUGCUCUUCAGCCGGGCUCAGAGACUUCUGUGCAGCCCACGAGUGCAGGAGGCCCAGAUGGGGGCGCUGAUGAGCAAACUGCUGCUACAGAAGUGUUCAUCUCUGGAUGGACUGGUGGCAGAAUGUGUGAAGCAAGGUGAGAUGCACUCGGCCAAGCUGAUUGGACACCUGCUGAAGAGCCUGGAGCAGCACUAUGUUACCGCCAGAGAGGACAUGCUGCUCGCUGCACGCUCCUCACCUAUGCACGGUGUAGUCGGUGCUCUGCAGAGAUGUAUGCUGGAGGUUCCUGGAGCUCUGACUGAAGCUCUGACCCCCAGUGUGACUGCAGACCUGCUGUCUCUGCUGGAGAAGAUCACUCUGCUCCUGCUGGGCGUGCUCUACGGUGAUCAGCACACGCAGGACAAAGAGAUCCCACCUUCGUUCUGCGACAUGGGGAACGCCAUCAGCUCUCUGAUUGGUCAGAGUGGUGCGGGUGAGGCGGGGCUCGAUGAGGAAGGGGACGAGAAUGUACUGUUAUCAGAAGAACACAGUCUGGUGCUGACCUGCUGCUGGGUCACACUGAAGGAAAUCGGGAUAUUUCUGGGCUCGCUGGUGGAGAGGAUUCUGUCAGUGUCCUGUAAAAACACACCGCUGUUAACUGUGAAAGAUCUACAUGGAGCUUCCAGAGUGUUUAAGGAUAUUAUCCUCAAAUGUAGACACUGGGGGGCAGUGGAGGGCUGCUGUAUUGGAUUCACGAAGUUCUGUGCUGCUCUGCUUGGCAGUCCUGAUCCAGAGCUCCGAGAGAUCCCCAGCCGUAUGCUACAGCAGGGUCUGACAGUUCUUCAGUCCCCUCGUGCCACCUCAGUGACGAGGCGUGCAGCUGGGCUGCCCAUGCUCAUUCUGGGGGUUUUAGCUGCUGAAGAGAACAGCUCGUCUCGUCCUCUGCUGGCUCUCAGUGUGAACACGCUGUUAGAGACCGCGAGAACCCCGCUGCCCCCAGACUGGGACCAGACUCUCGACCUUCCACAGGUUUGUGCAGUUCACACUCUGCAGACACUGGUGAAAGGCUCCAGUCUGGGUUUGAGUAUUCUUCAAUACGCCCCUGCUGUCGCCAUGCUGUCACUCACACUCCUCAGCUCCCCCUGCUGGGCCAUGAGGAACGCUGCGCUGCAACUCUACAGUUCUCUCUGUUCUCGGAUGUUGGGUCAGCGACCCGCCGGUGAGGACGUCUCCGCCCAGUAUGCCAUGUCCCCUCCGGCCUUCUUCAGCCACUACCCUGCCCUGCAGCCCUUCCUGCAGGAGGCGCUAGAGAGAGCUGCUGCAGAUCUGCAUGAGAGCAGACUGAGCCUUCAUCCCUCCCUUUACCCUGUCCUCACACUGCUGGCCAAACUUCAGCCUGGAGCUCAGGAGCAAACCCGCGCUCUGUCAGCCUUCUUGCAUCCACUGCUCCAACUAGCCGCUAGUCCUGUGUACGCAGUGCGAGUGAUGUCGUCCCGAGCCCUGGUUGCUAUGAUACCACCCGCGGAGUAUCUGGCGAGCGUCGUGCGGAUGGUGGGAGAUCUGCCGGAGUCGCCGGAGAGCCCGUGCCGUCACAACCGCGUACACGGCCAACUGCUGCAGAUCAACACCGUCCUGCUCAGAGCACUACACUCUCACCUGCUCUGCUCCUCCUCUCUCCGUCCUGUGGUGGAGGGUUUGGAGGCGCGGCUGUGGUUGGGUUCCUCAGAUCAGCGGUGUGCUCUGGUACGGCAGGAGUACGUAUCUGUGCUGAGACUGCUGAGGAAGAUCUGCUCUGAGACUUUCCUCAGCCGCCUGUGCUCUGUGCUCCUGGAGGAGACAACCAGAUCCCCACACAGUCUGGAGCUCGGCUCGGCCUCCUUCCACCAAACAGCUGUCCACUUCCUGUGUGAAGACUCUGAGUGGGCGGAGCAGGUUUGGCAGGAUCUUUCCAGUAAGAGUUCAGCUGCACGGCUCACGCUGGUCAGGUGGGUAAAGGAGGGGCGAGGCUGGAGAGGAACCGGCCUGCAGAAAGUGCUGCAGAGAGAAAUCCAGGCCAACCUGAAGGAGGCGCUGUUGGAUCAGGAUGUGGAGUACAGAAGAGCGUAUCUGAUGGCACUAGUGGAAGUCCUGAGCCCAGAAUUGACCCAGUCUGGGCCUCUCCUCUCUGGGCUUGAGGAAUCAGAGCUGCAGGAGUGUGUAGAGCUUAUUCUGGAUGAUCUGAAGGACAGUAAAGGAGGUCCAGAGCUCCUCUCCCAGUCUCUGUGUGCUCUGAGUCUGCUCCUCUCUCAAAGUAAGGACUUGGCCCUGCUGAAUCCGUGGUGUGAGUUAUUGGAGACACACCGGCGUGCUGAGGCUCCUGAGGCUCUGCGACUGGCCUGUGCUGAAUCUCUAGCCCUCACUGGAUCUGCGGUCGUGACCAGCAGCCUGAAGAGCCGCACAGCCCUAAAGGCUCUCAGCACAAGGUUGAUCAGUACAGGUGUGCACCUCCUGCAGGAUGCGAGUCAGCAGGUCAGGGCCGAGGCUGCCGUCUUCGCCGCCAUCCUCUGCAGGUCUGAAUCUGAUCUAUCUACUCAGAGCUGCUUCCUCAAGCAGAUCAACCAAUCACUGCGCUCCCUGCUGGACCUUCUGCUGAGGGAACUGUGGGAGAGCGAGGGAAUCCUGGAGGCUUUGGUGGGUCACCUUCCAGAGUGUGAUCUCAGUUCCCUGCUGGAGGAGGUCAAACACACACAAUGCAGCAGUCUGUACGAGCAGGACGAAGCCAACGUGUUUCUGGAGCCCUCAGUUAUCUCUGAGACCGUCCUGCCUCACCUGAUGAGCCUCGCUCAGCGUUACCCAGAAUCCUCUUCUCUUGCAGAGCAGCUGGAUCAGUGGGCAGAACAGAAUGCAGCAUCUGUCCGUGAGAACCUCAGCAUCUGCAAGAGUCUUCAGAUAGGUGGAAAUCUGGGUCCUGAUUGGCUGAGUCUGCUGAUGGAGCCUCGUUUCCACAGCACCCUUUGUGGUCUGUUCUCCAGGGCUGCGUUCCUCCUGCAGCUGCUCAGGGUCUCAGAUAAGCUCGGACCCCUGCUUGACCUCUCGACCUUAUCUCAGGACCUGCUGGACUCUCACGCUCAGCUCAGCGUGCACGGGGUCUUCAUCUCCAGCGUCUUCAUCCAGUCUGUGAGGACUGAAUGAGUGGAACUGUGUGUAAGUCUGAGGAUCCAUCAGACCCAAUCCAACUUUAGAUUCUGAAGUGGUUUAAUCCUUAUUAGUGAAAUCAGAAAGUCAUAUCAGUUGAGAAGAGUCUCCUUGCUGUUAUUUGCAUGUAAUCAGGUUGGAUUUGCCUUUCUGAACAUCACAAACCUGUCUGCACGGCAUAAGAAACUAACCUAUGGCAUUCUUUUUGGACGGCCUAUAAAUUGAAUAGGUUGUUGUUUCGCAUGUUGUGUAAGUGAUGCAGAUAAGGCGUUAAAAUCUGAUCUCAAUAUAAUAUGAUUUCAAACUGCCUCCAAAUAUGGUUCAGAUCUGAUUUGCAAAAUCAGAUGCAAACAGGCUUCAUCAAAUAAAAAAUUAAUGUCGUUUUUAGCUGUAAAAAAUCUAAUUAAUAUGAAUUCAGUCUAGAUAUACCAAAAAAAAAUAGAUUUGCACUUGCUGUCUAAACAUACCAUAAUAACCAAACUAGACUAUGUUGUUAUAAAUAAUUGCAACUAUGCAGGUUUCAAAUGAGAACAUCCAUUUCCAAAAAAAACCUCAUAUGUAUGUAAAAAGUUUCAUUUAAAAUAAGUAUUGUUCGUAAUUUUAAAUGAAUUCCCCCGUUUUUUUGGAGCCAAUUCUACUGUACUGCUCUGAGCUGUAAUAUUGUGCUUGUAUGUAGUAUUUGUACAAAUAGCCUUCACAAAAAAACUAUUCUGGCCAAAACCAUCCUAUAGGACUGCACUGAAAUGUGUUCCUAAACUUUUUACCCAAUAAAUUCAAGAUUUGAACUUAACUAAGUUAAGUAACGCUAAUUAAACAAAACUUAAACAUAAAUACUUAAAGAUUUUCUUUUAAAGACAAACAAGUGCUGGAUGUUAAUCUACACAGAUUUCUCCCCUAAAAAAAUCUGUUUAUUUGGGUGAGUAAAGCACUUCCGUUUAUUUAGAGUAAACUUAGAUUUCCAGAUUUCCACUAAGGCUGGGUGCAGCAGCAUUAGCAUUAGGCCCGGUUAGCAGCUAACGCUAUUAGACAGUUUCGGUAAACCUGGCCGAUUUUAGCUAGCAGUUCGUCCUCCGUAGCUUGAUUUAACACAGUAAAAGUGCAGGCUACAGUCUGAUAUACUCGCCUACGAACGGCAAAAGAGCUAGUGCUGUGGUUAGAGGCUAAUGCUAAUGCUGCUUCAGCCUCAGUGCUGGAGAAACUUCACUGAAACUUGCUUUAAAUGCUGUACUUCAGAAGAGUACAGUCGAUUUUUGGGAAAAUUAAAGGAUUUUAAGUGCACCAUGUAGUGCGAAAAAUGAUACUUGUAAUGAAUUGCAGCAGGUGACUGAAAAAACAGUUUUUUUAUUAUUCUUAUUAUAAUUGCAGUAUUAUCAACAUGUGCAAAAUGUACAACAUUUUUUUUUCACCAUGUAUAAUGGAAAAACUUAACCGAACCUGCCAAUCCCACAUUAUUCAGAUCAGUAUCUAGUAUUUAUCUUAUAGUAUUAAUAUGUGGUGCAUUUGGGACUCAAAUAUGCUCUAAUAAAAAAUAAGUAAACUACCUCUCCUCCAGCCUGUGCACAGUGCUGAGUAUCUCAGUGAUAAUGUAAGUAUCAGACAGCAGUGUGGGAACAGAUGUGCGUGUGAAAGGUGAUCAGUGUUGCCGUUCCUCCUGCAUGCAGACGUGGUUAUGUAAGAGCAGCGGACUGAAGACUGCAGUGGAGUCAGAGCCGGAUCACAUUACUGUGGACGCUGGCCAGAGCAUAAAUGGGUUUGCAGCCAAGUGCCCUCCAUCUCCACCUCUCCACAACUCCACAACACUCUCUGGUCAUUAACUGUGUGACCAUGAGUGUUACGUUCAGUUCCUGUGUACCCAGUCUCAGCCUUUCACCCAGUCUUGAGCCAGCCUUAAAGCAGAACUCUGGUGUAAAAUGGACUUUUGUUGCAGUAAAACAUGAUAAAAGUUCUUACCUUUGAUGAAUAGCACACCUCCGUUCUCCCACAGCGUUCUGAGAUCCAGAAAUUUUAACAGUUUUCCAAACACCCUUCAGACUGGGUGACAAUGGAGCAUAAUUUGCCCCGAUAAAUUUUUUUUUUUCCACUGUUAUUUAGUUGCUUAAAGUAGCUCCACACCUCUUUGCUAGAAUCUGGAGAGCCCUGACAUUUAAAACGAGGCAUUAAUAACUUAAAAAGUGCACAAGAAGCCUAUUAAUAACCACUGUUUACAUCCUAUAACGCUAGUUUCAGCUCCGAGCGCCGGCAUCACUGUACUGAUAAUGACAUAGAUAUAUAUACAUAGACUCCGCACAGCGUAGCAGCCUGGAUAACAGUGGAAAAAGUGAUUUAUCAGGGCAAAUUAUGCCUCGUGUCAUCCAGUCUGAAGGGUGUUUGGACAGACUGUUAAAAUUUCUGGAUCUCAGAACGCUGUGGGAGAACUGAAGUGUGCUAUUCAUCAAAGGUAAGAACUUUUUAUCAUGUUUUACUCCAUUUUACACCGGAGUUCUCCUUUAAUACAGGGAAAUGUUCAUAUGAUGAUAUGCCUUAUGUCAUGGGACAUGGGACUAUUAGUACAUUGGCCCUAACCUCACUCACAAGAUAGCACCUCACGACAUACACUGUCUUGGGACAUUCCCUGAGGUCACACUUUAUGAUCAGUUUACAUGGGCUACUGCUGUCCCAUGACUUUUGGCAUUUCAUGUCUUUUGUGUACAGACCUAUGCAAAAGGUUUGAACACCUUUAGGAACAAAAGAUGAGGAAGAUUAAAGGAUAUUGAUGUAGUUUUUAAUAUGUUAAAUUCAGCUAAUAUAAAUAUGUAUAAAUUUUAAUGAAAUGCUGCUAUAAAACAAAAUACGGUAUUAAAUGUGUUUUUAAGACUUUUAAAAAAGCUCAUUUACAGUAUAGAAAUGUUAACAAAAUGGAUGAAAUCUUUACAUUUUUGGAUAUUUCUAUAACGUGUAUACAUAACUAAAGUAUAUAUAACAUUUUCUGAAGUGUUUAUUUUAAAGCUUUUCUUUUUCAUUUUAAUUUGUCUUUUAUCUGUAUAAAUGUAUAUUUGAAUGAUGUAGAGUACUACUAUUAAAAAUGCUAAUUA
This is a messenger RNA of Astyanax mexicanus (Mexican tetra), 9119 nucleotides long. RefSeq names its product thyroid adenoma-associated protein homolog. NCBI's taxonomy places the organism in Eukaryota, Metazoa, Chordata, Actinopteri, Characiformes, Acestrorhamphidae. Gene Ontology annotation, biological process: tRNA methylation. Gene Ontology annotation, cellular component: cytosol. The transcript is spliced from 31 exons. The coding region runs from base 463 to 6045 and encodes 1860 amino acids. The record is from RefSeq and is a predicted model, not a curated record.